Molecule: messenger RNA, 414 nt
Organism: Miscanthus lutarioriparius
Lineage: Eukaryota; Viridiplantae; Streptophyta; Magnoliopsida; Poales; Poaceae
Source: the annotation of a GenBank genome assembly
AUGCUGUCCGUUCAAGAGACACAACUCCUGGUAUGCUUCCUCUCCUGUUCUUGGUGGCCGCUGCAUCUUGCGAGAGUUCCAUUCCCCUUCAAUCUGAGCAACCCGCCGAUUUUAGGCGCACCAGGCGGAGACUGUUUGCAGCUUCCAGGACCGAAAACGGAGAGUUUUCAUGCUUUCACUGCAGAAAAUAAAUGGAUAUUUCCCUUUUGCUCCUAUGAGUUUCUUUGUGUUCAACCAAUGCUGACGAACGCUUCUUCUCCUGCUACAGCUGACAAGAAGCAUGAUGAAGCCUCUGUUCCAAGAAGCCACUCUGCUCCCCCAUCCUCCUCGGCGCCCCCGCAAUGCCGUGGGCUCACUAUCUUACUAAUUUGUGCACAGAUUGCAGGAACUGAUUCUACAUUGGUGAUUGGCUGA